AUGUCGGUGCCAGAGUAUACACCACCUCAGGAAGAGUUACCAAACUACCAGCCUUCGUUGCAGUACUACGGGCUUUGUUUAACGAAAACCGAGUUUUUAACUCCAUACCAUGCUAAUCCGAGAAGAAGUUGGAAACCGGUUAUACUUGAAUUGAAUUCGACCCAGUUGAACUUCUAUGAUUUAAACUGUUCGAGUCAUUUGAAAACCUUGAUUAUUAGUUUAUAUGGAGAACAGAAUCAGUUGGACGAUUUGGCGAUUAAUUUGAAUAACGAUUACCAGCAACGGAAAAGUGCCAGUGAUGUAGUUAUUGAACAACUAGAUGACUUGUUUGCUGGAGACGCAUAUGGAGGAUUGAAUCUGGGAGAGAUCAGUGAAGAACUAGCCCAUUUCAAGACGUCCGCCAGCGAUAAGAUUAUGAAGAAAUGGGGGAAUUAUAAAACCAAUAAGAGUUUUAAGCAUUUGUCGAGUUACUAUAAAGAAAUGAAGAAUAAUUUAAUGUUGAUGGAACCAACAAGCAAUUAUGAGGAAUACCGUUACUCGCAAUUAUACAAGUAUCGAUCUGAUUUGAUUAAUAGUUAUACAUUGGAUAAUUUAAAAGUUGGUGAAGCGCCCUCGUUAAAUCAACUAAUAAGCGCGUUAUAUAAGGAAGAUACCAAAUCCACCAAUCAACCGAUAUCGACUUUGACCAAGUAUAAGAAUUGCUUAAGAUUAAGAAUUGAAUGUAAACAAAUGUUACUACAGUUUUGGUCGUUUCAUUCAUUGAUAAACUGGUUUAGAAAUUUGAGUAUUGGCAAGGAUUUAUGUAAACCAGUUGACCAGAGACUGAUUACCAAAUUGAAAAGUAUUCCUAAUCGGAGUAAUCUGAGAAAUAAUGCAUUGUUAAUAGCUUCAGCUGCUGCUGCUGCUAUUUCACCAAAUACCCAUAGUACUAGAACAUCGAUAUCGACCAAUGUAUCUACAAGUUCUAAAAAUUCCAGUGAACUGAUUUUCAGUAAUACCCCUCGUCGGGAAUCAUUAGCUUCUAUUGAUAGCUAUUUGGAAGAGGUUAAUAUUCAAGGAUACAAUUUUGUUUCCAAUGAUAAUUUAUAUACCCCUAUAGAGAAACAAUUUAUAUCAAACUGUAUACCUGAUCUAAAUUCAUUUGAUAAAUGGAGCGGAGCAGAUAUAACCUUAUCCAACUAUCAACAUUAUUUGAAAAAGGAUAACUUAAAGGACAUUUUCAUUAAUUACACUCAAUUAUAUGAUUUGGUUAUUGAAUUUGAUAAAAAAUUCAUCAAACAAAAGAUAAAUGGUGAUAGUCGAAGUUUUCUCAUUCAUGAAAAUGGAUUAGUUAGUGUAAAAUAG
Hyphopichia burtonii NRRL Y-1933 is the source of this 1344-nucleotide messenger RNA. RefSeq lists its product as uncharacterized. Bases 1 to 1344 code for a protein of 447 amino acids. The record is from RefSeq and is a predicted model, not a curated record. The transcript has a single exon. NCBI's taxonomy places the organism in Eukaryota, Fungi, Ascomycota, Pichiomycetes, Serinales, Debaryomycetaceae.